AUGACUAUUUUCCUCGCGCCGACGUCGGGUAACCAAACGGAUCGCAAAAGGGGCACUCAGAAAAAAAAAAAAAAGAGAAAAACGAGCAAAGCGAGGAAAGCGAUCAAAGCGAUCAAAGCGAACAAAGCGAUCAAAGCGAUCAAAGCGAUCAAAGCGAACAAAGCGAUCAAAGCGAUCAAAGCGAACAAAGCGAAUAACCAGCGAAACGAAUGA
Molecule: messenger RNA, 213 nt
Organism: Plasmodium vivax (malaria parasite P. vivax)
Lineage: Eukaryota; Apicomplexa; Aconoidasida; Haemosporida; Plasmodiidae
Exons: 2
Coding region: 1-213 (70 amino acids)
Source: RefSeq, a predicted model, not a curated record